Molecule: messenger RNA, 1283 nt
Organism: Pocillopora verrucosa
Lineage: Eukaryota; Metazoa; Cnidaria; Anthozoa; Scleractinia; Pocilloporidae
Product: QRFP-like peptide receptor
Biological process (GO): G protein-coupled receptor signaling pathway
Cellular component (GO): plasma membrane
Molecular function (GO): G protein-coupled receptor activity
Source: RefSeq, a predicted model, not a curated record
AUGACGGACAUGUCAAAUGCAACAAACGCUACAAAUCUUUACUGUGGUGCAGAUACCUCCACAGUGUCUUUGGUUGUGAAAGUGUCUUUGUAUGUCAUAGUAAUGCUGGUAUCAUUAAUCGGAAACUCCCUUAUCUUCGCCGUCGUUUUGAAGAACCGUAAAAUGCGAACGCCGGUAAAUUUCUUUGUCGUUAAUAUGGCUGCUGCGGACAUUCUCAUUACGGUGUUCUACAUGCCCAGGAUGAUUUCGCGCUUUUUUCUCGGCUCUGAAUGGGGAAUAAGCGGCGGCCUUGGGCAUUUUCUUUGCAAAAUUGCUCCAAUAACCCAAGAACUUUCGGCAUCAGUUUCUGUCUUAACUCUCAUUGUGAUGGCAGUGGAUCGGUUCUUUGCAGUUUUGUUUCCGUUAAAACGAAUCAUUACUAACCUGGUCGCGAAUGCGUCAAUCGCGCUUGUGUGGAUCAUCGCCGCGGCCGUUCGCUCGCCGAUGUUCUACGCUUUACGCCUUGUGCAAACUGAAGACGGCAAAACUUUCUGUGUAUUUCAAAUGGAAUCUCAAACGGCCUCGGACGUGUACUUAAAUUUCGCGUUUGUACUCUUCUAUGUAAUUCCAUUGUUUGUUCUUACUGUGCUCUACAGCGCUAUACUUGUGUCUCUCAAGAAACGAAAGCCGGUGGGAGAAGAAUUAACCAACACACAGAGAAGAUACAAAAAUCGUCUGAAACGAACACGUAAAGUGAUAAACAUGAUGUUUACUAUUGUGUUUGUUUUUGCAUUCGGCUGGUGCCUCCACUUCUUCUAUCCGGUACUUUCAAAUCGUUACGGUCUAAAGGUGUGCAAGUUAGUGUUCCCAGCGUUCUUUCUGGGGCAUGCCACAAGUGCAAUUAACCCCUGCAUCUACUUGAUUUUUAUAGAAAAUUAUCGGCGCGGCUUCCGCGCGAUUUUAACUCCUCUUGGUCGGAGGUGCUUUAACCAAGUGAUUCCGGACUCUACAGUCGUGACACAGGAUUGUACAGAUUUUACUGUGAGACACAGGGACAGUAACAAUGAGAGCCUUACUCUUGGUACACUGGACUGUGAGCGCACCGUGAGGCCAAGAACAGUCCAAGUUCUUCCAGCACCUACUUUUUAACUUAAUUGACAGAGCUACACCUCCAUGGCCAGUUUUUUAAACAGAGUUUGGCUGUUUUUCACUAAAAAGUGCGCGAAAGCCAUCUCCGAGUUAGCCAAAGGUCGUAGGUAAGCGCUGGAUUUAGAGAGCAGAAACAAAAAGGCACGUGGCCCACA